UGCACUUCCGGGGUUGGUGGAGGAGCUUCAGCGGAGAAGGCAAAAACAACAGGCUCCCCGAAAACGACCCGUAGACUUGGCAGCCCUGAAUAGUUUUUAAUAUAGAUAUAUAUAUAUAUAUUUAAUUAUACCAUACACAAGCUGUAAGACUCUACCAGGUGGGAGCCCUAGAGGAUGAAUUUCUUCAGGGGAGUGAUAGGCGGUCAGCCAGCGGGGCCGCAGCCCUCGGGUGCAGAGACGAUUCAGAAACUCUGUGAUCGGGUGGCAUCUUCUACCCUCCUGGAGGAUCGCAGGGAUGCAGUCCGUGCUCUGAAGUCACUGUCAAAGAAGUACCGACUAGAUGUUGGCACACAGGCAAUGGGUCAUUUGGUUCACAUACUAAAGACUGACAGCUCGGACUCUGAAAUCAUCGGGUAUACCCUGGAUACGCUGUACAAUAUUAUUUCCAAUGAUGAAGAAGAGGAACAAGAUGAAUCAGAAGACGAGAACUCACAGAAGCAGGGAGAUGACCUUGGCGUUCAGUUCACUGAAAUUUAUAUCAAGGAUUCGGAAAAUGUGACACUCCUUCUCACUCUCUUGGAGGAGUUUGACUUCCAUGUGCGAUGGCCAGGGGUGAAGCUUCUCACUGCCUUGCUGAAGAACCAGUGUGCUCAGGUGCAGGGGAUCAUCCUCGUCAGCCCAAUGGGUGUUUCCAGAUUGAUGGAUCUUUUAGCUGAUUCCAGAGAAGUUAUUCGAAAUGAUGGCCUGUUGCUGCUGCAACAAUUGACAAAAGGAAAUGCAGCCAUUCAGAAAAUAGUUGCUUUUGAAAAUGCCUUUGAAAGACUUCUUGAUAUUAUCACAGAGGAGGGUACCAGUGAUGGAGGAAUUGUGGUGGAAGAUUGCCUGCUACUGUUGCUGAACCUCCUCAAGAACAACAGCUCUAACCAGAAUUUCUUCAAGGAGGGCUCCUACAUCCAGCGUAUGAGGCCGUGGUUUGAAGUAGGGGAUGACAACUCGGGCUGGUCAGCCCAGAAGGUCACCAAUCUCCAUCUCAUGCUGCAGCUUGUUCGCGUGCUGGUUUCUCCAGUCAACUCCCCAGGGGCGACCAGCAGCUGCCAGAAGUCCAUGUACCAAUGUGGUCUUCUGCAGCAGCUCUGCACCAUUUUGAUGGCCACUGGCGUUCCUGCCGACAUUCUCACCGAGACCAUUAACACUGUGUCGGAGGUAAUUCGUGGAUCACAGGUCAACCAGGACUACUUUGCGUCGGUCAAUGCGCCCUCCAACCCCCCAAGGCCUGCAAUCGUGGUUCUCCUGAUGUCUAUGGUCAACGAGCGGCAGCCAUUUGUGCUGCGCUGUGCUGUCCUCUACUGCUUCCAGUGCUUCCUGUACAAGAACCAGAAGGGACAAGGAGAGAUUGUGGCCACGUUGCUGCCAUCCACAAUCGAUGCCAACUCUAUCUCGGCGGGCCAGCUGCUGUGCGGAGGCCUGUUCUCGGCUGACUCGCUGUCCAACUGGUGUGCAGCAGUGGCGCUUGCCCAUGCCCUGCAGGACAACCCCACCCAGAAGGAGCAGCUGCUGCGGGUGCAGCUGGCCACCAGUCUGGGCAACCCCCCUGUGUCACUGCUGCAGCAAUGCACUAACAUCCUGUCCCAGGGCGAUAAGAUUGACCGGAGGACAAAAUCAGAAAAGGGCAGCAAGGUCCAGACCAGGGUUGGGCUACUGAUGCUUCUCUGCACCUGGAUUAGCAGUUGCCCCAUUGCCGUCACACACUUCCUGCACAACCAGGACAACGUCCCCUUUCUGACGGCCCAGAUCUCUGAGAACCUUGGUGAGGACGAGCGACUGGUGCAGGGCCUGUGUGCUCUGCUGCUGGGAAUCUGCAUCUACUACAACGACAACUCCCUGGAGAACUACACCAAAGAGAAGCUGAAGCAGCUGAUCGAGCGGCGAAUCGGGAAGGAGAACUUUGUUGAGAAGCUGGGCUUCAUCACUAAGCAUGAGCUCUACUCCCGUGCCGCCCAGAAACCACAGCCCUCCUUUUCCAGUCCGGAACAGAUGCUAUUCGACCAUGAGUUCACCAAGCUGGUGAAGGAGCUGGAAGGCGUUAUUACAAAAACAGUGCACAAGUCCAGCGAAGAGGAGAAGAAGGAAGAGGAGGUAAAGAAGACCCUAGAACAGCAUGACAGCAUUGUGACCCAGUACAAGGAGCUGAUCAGGGAGCAGGACACAGAGAUCAAAGAGCUGAAGGAGAAGGUGUCCGCCUUGACGUCUCAGAAUGAACAGAUGCAGACAACAAUAGCGCAGCAGAUGUCGCAGAUUCAGCAGCACAAAGACCAGUACAACGUCCUCAAAAUAAAGCUUGGAAAAGAUAACCAGCAGUCGAGUGGCCAGGCUGAAGGAGCCCAUGUGAAUGGCCUGCAACUGGAGGAGCUGGAGGAGCUGCGCAGACAGAACGCGGAGCUGCAGACACAGCUGGCAGACAAGGACACGCUUAUCACCAGCUUGAAGUCAGAAGGCACUCAGGCAGUGGAGGGCUCAGCAGGACCUUCGGACAGUGCAGAGAUCCUCAAGGAGCUGGAGAUGCUGAGAGGUCAGACACAGUCGCAGUCUGCAGAGAUUAGCCAGCUACGUGCUGAGAAACAGGACCUUCUGAGGAAGACGGUGCCCGGGGAUAUUUGUACUGGCCAAAGCGCUGGAAACGAAGCCAAAAUGGGUGAACUAGAGAGUCGGCUCUCAACACAGACUGGGGAAGUCGAGAGGCUGAAGGAGGAAGUGAAGGCCUUGUUAGAGUCCAGGGCCAGCCUGGAGCAGCAGCUGGCUUCUGCCAACAGUACGGUGGCUAUUCUGCAGACAGAGAAAGACAAGCUGCAGAAUGAGGUGGUCGAGUCCAAAAAGGAGCAGGACGAGCUGCUUGUGCUUCUGGCCGACCAAGACCAAAAGAUCAUGGCCUUGAAGCAGAAGUUAAAGGACCUGGGCGAGACGAUUGAAGAUGAAGAUGAUUUGGAUUCCAAGGACCAAUUUGAUGAUGAUGAUGAUGAUGACGACGACGAGGAGGAGGAUGAGGAAGAUGAGGAUGAGGAAGAUGAGGAAGAUAAUGAAUAGACAGGAACUUUUACCUCUGGAGAAAGACUUAAAUUGCCCCAUUUAUUAAUUAAAACAUGUAAGGGUUAGGUCUUAAGUUAAAUCUUUAAUUUCUUCGAAACAUUGAACACUCAUAUUGCUCACCACAGUUUAGUUUUAAUUUCUAGGUUUUAAAGCGGCCAGAUAGCAGCCAGUUUUCCAGCUGCACAACGAAUAGCGCCAAAAGUGGCACAGUUUUGUCCAUCUCAGUUCCAUUAGACAAGAUGUCAAAAGCUUUUUAAAAACAAUUCCAAUAUGCAAUUUGUGGUUAACAGGGGGUGCUUUGUGUGGCUGAGCAAUGUUGCUGCUUCAGUUUCCAAACCUGGGAGGCAGGUAGGGUCGAGGUACCCUCGGCUGGGGGUGGCGCUAGGUGAACCCUGAGCGCCCCGACAGCACAGGACGACGGUCCGACCCAAAUUAAGGCGUGCCUUCUCCCUUCCCUCUCCAGCAUUUUAGUAUGUAUGCUCUGACUGAUGUUUGUGAAGUCGAUGCUACUCGGCCUGACCUGAGUACUCCCAUGCUGCCGUGGCGAUGAUUUGCUAGUGUUGGCAAUUGCAAGAGAAAAAAAAAUAUUUUUGCAAGUCUCUUCCUAGUCAGGUAUUCAGAAUCAAAUUUUUUUUGUGUAAUUUAUCGGCAUGUAAGCCACCUGGAAAUAAAAGAAAAUACAAGUAGGUAAAAGAAAUGUGAAUAUUUAAAUUCAUUUGCAGCUUUAAAAAAAAGUUGAACCAAGUCUCAAAGGGAUUCACCCUGUAGAAGUGUGGAAGCGGAAGUACCUUUCACCUGAUGCUGCUGCCAGGAUGCUGGUGAUAUGUGUAAUGUAGCAUGAAGACACUCUGCUCUCCGCCUGCUCAUCUUUACAGGUUUCAGUAAACGGCAGGUGUGCUGAAGGUGCUCGGAACAUUGCUUGUGUGAGAUGUCAAAUCUUUGAACAGUUGAGUGAGCGUCACUAGAAGGUUACCUGCAUAGUAUGAUAUGGUUAGAAGAUGGAGGAGCAGGGAUCAGCUUUUCACUUUCUUAUGGUUUAUAUCUGUUUGGAAAUUAAUGUUAAAAGGAGCAAAAGAAUAGGUAAUAAUACUUAGCCUGAAUCAGUAUCACAGUUCUAUUGUGAUGACUUUCAUUCAGCCAUCAGCCAUGAAUCCCCAUCCCUGCUGUUUUGUACAGGUGACCUUGAAUGGAUUACUGAAGCAACUAAACACCACUUUUCCAGUGCCAUAACACUAAUGCAGCACGUUCAGUUUUCUGCCUCCGUUAGUUGACUAUAUCUGCAGAAUGUUGUAUUUUGUGACUUUCUUUCUACCACCUUUAGAUUUCUAUUGAACCGAUCACAAAACAGUGGCAUCAUUUCUUUGUUCUGUGCAUAAAUUUGUUUGACUAACAUGAUUUAUGUGUCUCUUUAAGAGUUUGUAAUGCAGCUUGUUACUACAUCUGCUUCACCCAGUAGGGUAGGAUUUGGAUGAACAGGUUGGUUUUUCCAGCUUUUUACGUCAUAUGAUUAUGGAGAUAUAGCUGUCGUGCACCCUCAGGUUACACCCUACCUGACCCUAACACACAUGGGUCAUGUGUAUUCUCCUGUGUCUUUGCUACCUGGUAACCAGGUCACUCCCAUCUCUUUGAGGGCAUUAACUCACCACCCUUCUUCUAGACCAGGGAUUCUCAGUCUUGGUCAUCAUGGCUUGCUGUGUGUGUUGGCUUUUGUUCCAGCUGAGCUGUUAAUUGUUUUAAGUUAUUCAGUAAAUUGGACGGGUUGUCACAUUGCACCCAUCGCACUAGUUGUGAUGUGUUCGGACCCAAGUAGUCGAAUA
Molecule: messenger RNA, 4901 nt
Organism: Scleropages formosus (Asian bonytongue)
Lineage: Eukaryota; Metazoa; Chordata; Actinopteri; Osteoglossiformes; Osteoglossidae
Gene: uso1
Product: USO1 vesicle transport factor
Exons: 27
Coding region: 175-3081 (968 amino acids)
Biological process (GO): endoplasmic reticulum to Golgi vesicle-mediated transport; intracellular protein transport; vesicle fusion with Golgi apparatus
Cellular component (GO): Golgi stack; cytoplasm; ER to Golgi transport vesicle membrane
Molecular function (GO): protein binding
Source: RefSeq, a predicted model, not a curated record